This is a messenger RNA of Anneissia japonica, 4512 nucleotides long. Its product is annotated as microtubule-associated proteins 1A/1B light chain 3C-like. Gene Ontology annotation, cellular component: cytosol; autophagosome membrane; autophagosome. Bases 138 to 512 code for a protein of 124 amino acids. The transcript has 4 exons. Gene Ontology annotation, biological process: autophagosome assembly; macroautophagy; autophagy of mitochondrion. The record is from RefSeq and is a predicted model, not a curated record. Gene Ontology annotation, molecular function: ubiquitin protein ligase binding. NCBI's taxonomy places the organism in Eukaryota, Metazoa, Echinodermata, Crinoidea, Comatulida, Comatulidae.
AUCAUUACAGGUCAUUUGCUAACACAUAAACACAACGACACUUUCGUCUGUCUUAUCGAGACGUAUUCACUUUUAUUGCUAGCUAUACAAAGGGAAAAUACUUGGUUGCGUUGGUAUCAAAAACACGUAUUGGAAACAUGCCUGCUCCAGACAAAAACCAAAAGUCGUUUAAGCAGAGAAAAACAUUCACACAACGAAAAGAAGAAGUUGCUGGUAUAAGAGCUAAAUUUCCGACCAAGAUUCCUGUUAUAGUUGAACGAUAUUACAAAGAAGAACAGUUACCGCUUUUGGAUAAAACUAAGUUUUUAGUUCCACAAGAAUUAACAAUGAGUCAAUUUGUUACAAUCAUAAGAAAUCGUAUGCAACUAAACGCCACACAAGCAUUUUAUUUGAUUGUAAAUAACAAGAGCAUUGCCAGUAUGUCAACGACACUAUCAGAGAUUUACCGAGACGAGAAGGACGAGGACGGGUUUCUAUAUAUGGUGUACGCAUCACAGGAGAUGUUUGGAUAAGACCCGAUGUCCAGUACAGGUGUUUAUGCAAAUAAGGGAAGAAGAACUUGAUACACGAGGGGUGAAAGCAUUUACAGUAGAAUCAUUAGACCACCUGGGAUCCAGUUUAUACCACAGAAACCAGUUUAUCAACACUCCUCAAUUACAGAAUCGCUCAAGUUCAUCGAUGUGAAAAAUUGAUGGGAUUGAUUGUUUCAGUGACUGAUGUUGACAUGGCAACAUCAGUUUAUAUGAAUUUACCACUUGUUAUAUAUUAAAGGUUAUGAGGAACCUAAUUUAAAGAUUAAAUUGUCACAUUUACAUACCCUCAUUUCUUAAAAUAGAAAACAACACGUUUAGUCGAAUUCUAUGCUAAAGUGUAUGCCUUCAAAUAAAAAGUAAUAAAAUGGAUAAUGUUUAAAUCAUGUGAUACCUGAUCAAAUUUGUGUUGGUUUAAAAGUAUUCUGUAAAUUUUGAUAUUAUCGAUCAACUUUUUUAUGUUGUCAGACUCCCUCAAUCUAGUACUUUACAUGAAUAUCCUAAGGAAAGAUACCAUUCAGAUCUAUCUUAUAAUAUUUAAUGAUAUUUAUAGUUUAUUCUACAUUUAAUCAGAUUUCUUGUAAGUGCUGUAUACCCAUAUAUAGUCAUGAUGUGUCUAUAUAUGGUCAUAUGAUGUCAUCAUGACCAUUUAAUGACCAGCCUCCUAUCAGCUUUCAGAAUACUAGAGUGCUUGAAAUAUAUCAAUCCACACAAAUUGAAGUGCAGCCAUAGAGGGUUUACAAAGUGGCCACUAAAAAUGCAUACUGUAUUCAAAGAGUUGAUGUACAGUAGCAAGAGUAAAAUUGGAUGUUUAACUUCCAAAUAUUGAGCUUUUAGUCAAGUACUGAUUUGCUUGCAUUUUUGUUUUGAAGGAAGAUUUGUGAUUGGAGUUUGGAAUAUAUACAAUAAUGAUGCUGUUUCACAAAUCCUGGCAUGGUGAUGCGUUUGUGUGAACUUGUUAGCCAUUUUGUAGCAUUAAAUAUUCAACUAGUCAUUGCUGCCUUGCCUAGCUAGUGCUCUGGUGUUCUUUAUAAUAUGGGUUUAUCCAAUAUAAUUCUCUAUUCUAAUGUCUUAUAUGCUCUACAUAUCAUUACUGACUUAUUUUUGAAUUUCUAAAUGGACGGCAAUUUCCUCUGCUUAUUCACUUGUUCAAAUCCAAGGGUAAGGUUAUUCAAAGCUUCUAGUAAAUUUGAAUGCAUUAUUAAGGUACAACGCAAUUAGAAUUCUCAAUGACGAAACCUAACACUCAAGUUCUGAAUUCACAUUGCCAUUGGGUUUAAGUAUUAAUAUGAACCUUUUGGCAAAGAAAUUUAAAAAAAAACCAAAUGAAAUCUUCGGAUUCACAAAUGUAUCAAAAUACGUCUUCGUAUCAUUCCUCCUCUACUGCAAAUAAGUAUAAGUCUGUAAUCCUAAUUGCGUAAUAAUCCUAAAUAAAUAUAUAAGAUUCUAAUGAAGUAAAUUAUUUCUCAUUAAUAAGUAGUACUGUAAAGUUAGCUGUAGUACUGUGGGUCCAAAUCAUUGGUAAAAUUAUAUUGUACAUAAUAUUUAAGUGUUUGUAAUGGAAUUAUAACAUGUGUUUACUACCAUUGGGUCUGGUUCUAAUGUUAGUGUAUAGUUUCUGUGUGUGUGUGCGUGCGUGUGUGGACUGUUUGAAAGGUGUUAGGUUCUUUUUAGGAUUGUAUUGAUUAAAGAAUGUUAAUUAAACGUUAUACUUAUUUAUCCAGACAAACAAAAGGUCAAUGUAUUAACAUAUGUUUACUGGAAGAAUAAUUAAUUUCUUAUAACAUGAUUAAUUGGGACUGUGGGCUGAAAGUCUGAAAAUAAAAAUAAUUUAUCGAUCUAGAAGAAUAAGGGCUGCCAAAAUUAGCAUAAUAAAUAUGUUUGAUUCAGCAUUUGUCAACAAUUCAUGAGAGUUUAAUACAUAAUUUUACUCUAAGGUGCAUUCUUCACACCUUUCAGAUUUAUGGAUGUGUGGAAUGUCUUGGGGCAUUUUCUAUUCUCGGAUAAACUGUGACAACAUUCCAUUUAAUUGUGGCGCUAUUCAGAGUUUAUUUCUUCGCUUGAGAAGGUUAAUGAUAUUAAAAAUGUAUCUGAUUUUUAUUUUCGCAAAAAGAAAUAAGAGUGCUUUUAGUUCAUUGUCUUCCAUCCACAUUGUAUUUCUUGUAAAAGUUAUUGUCCGAAUUACUUUGUAAACGCAUUUUGUACAAUGUGGUAGUGCAGGGAUGUGUAGGUAUGGAGCUAGGGGAGGUUUUGCAAUCUUAACGUGAUAACAAAUAAUAUGGAUUCAUCAUUAUUUUAGAAUUUUUUAGAUGAUCCCUAUUCAUAAUAUACUGCACCAGGGUAUUUGUUUUUUGACUAGAAUCCAAAUUAACUCGCUUUAAAAAAGUCAAAUUUUGAAAGUCAUAUCUUGUGUUAUACACUCUGGACCUACAGCCUAGGUAAGGUCGCCUACGGUGUAAGAUCGCCUACUGUACAGUAGAAGAUCGCCUACUGUACAGUAGAAGAUCGCCUACAGUAUAUGCUCAAUUUAUGUAUCAAAGGUUUUUUUUUACGAAAUUCUUUACAGCAAUGAAGAAAACAAAAGAGGUGGCAUAGUUGUACAGCUUGACCCACAAUAUAAAGUUUUUUGAGGCAAAUAUGUGUAAUUUGAUGGUAUGCAUUCUGUCCCAGAGGUUAAGGUUGCAAAGCUUACCUAAUUAUUAUAUAUCAAAUUAUUUAAAAUACCAAAGUAGGCCUACAUCCAAAAUAUUGUGAUAACUGUUGAAUGGCAAAGUAUAUUACUUUUUUGAUUAAUGGCUGGUCCUUGCCAGUGAGUUGUUGAAAAGUGUUGAGUGGGAAGUGGGUUGUGUAUUAUAAUAAUAUAUAUUAAAACAUUAUUAUUAAAAAAAGUAAGCGUGAUUAUUCAUAACAAUAGUAUUCCAAGCUGCCAUUAUAUGCGAUACAGAUUGAUUGCAUGCCUUUAAAAAAGAAGUGUAAUUUUACAAUAAUGUCCAUACAAGACCAAUCAAGAAACAACAAAUGAGAUUUGAUUUUUGGUACCAAAAGAAAUGAUUUAAUAUGGAAUAUUUUAUCUGUAUUAUAUAUUUUUUUUCAUUUCAGUAAGUCUUGUUUUUAUACAGCAAACAAAAUGGUCAAAUUAUUGUAAAGGAUACCAUAGUGCUGGUCUAACUAUUGUACUGUGAUUUUUGUAGUACAUGUAACUAGUAAAUUUGAAUACAAUAAUGUUCCAGUCAGAUAUUACAAUGUUAAUUAUUAACAACAAAGGCAAUAUGUUAUUAUUAGUCCAGUUGAAUGCAAUAUUGUGCGACCACUUUUGUGACAUAUUGUAGUCCAUUCUGCUCUGGUCUUGCUGGUAAACCCCAUACAUUAGUACUUGGAGCAGUGAUUGUUGUACAAGGGAGAGUUACAUUGUACUAGCGAAGUUUUUCAAUACAUAUUCUAUGGCAAACGAGUCAGUUUUUGAGCCAAACAUACCAAUACACUGUUCUAUUCCUCCCUCCCGACCUAGGUAUGUCUCAAAUGUUGUAAAAUGUUAUCGUUUGUUACCAAUGGCUAAUUUUUGUAGUUCUUCAUAAUUUUGUAGUAGUCACUGGUUAAAUAAGCCUAAAAUUGGACAUGAAGGGAAAAAUUAAUUAUUUCCUAUAUAUUUUCUUUAUUUUAUAUUAACUGACUGACACAAUCAGUGCUAAAUGAUUGCAUAAGUACAAUUAUUCAACCAGUUAUGUAAUUUAUUUUAACCAUGGCCUUGACAAAUAUUAAAAUAUAUUUAUAUCAAAUUCAAAUUCAUUCAGCAUAUUUGAUUGUAUUUACUUUACUCCAAUAUUUCAACUAUCCUUACAUUUUGGUUGAUACUGUAAAAUAACAUCAUUCUUUUUUUAAAUGAAUGUAAUUUUGUUGCAUGUUUUUGUGGCAAGAAAGGAUUGUGUAUAUUGGAGUGUAUACACUUGUAAUUAAAAUAUACUUUGACUACAAAACUCAAAAA